Penicillium alfredii is the source of this 1110-nucleotide messenger RNA. It is a transcript of the gene trr1, whose product is annotated as thioredoxin-disulfide reductase TRR1. The record is from RefSeq and is a predicted model, not a curated record. Gene Ontology annotation, biological process: removal of superoxide radicals. The coding region runs from base 1 to 1110 and encodes 369 amino acids. Gene Ontology annotation, cellular component: cytoplasm. Gene Ontology annotation, molecular function: thioredoxin-disulfide reductase (NADPH) activity. The transcript is spliced from 3 exons. Lineage: Eukaryota; Fungi; Ascomycota; Eurotiomycetes; Eurotiales; Aspergillaceae.
AUGGUGCACUCUCAAGUCGUCAUCAUCGGGUCGGGCCCCGGUGCCCACACUGCCGCCAUCUACCUCUCGCGCGCCGAACUUAAGCCUGUUCUGUACGAGGGUAUGCUUGCCAAUGGCACCGCGGCCGGUGGCCAGCUGACGACGACCACCGAUGUCGAGAACUUCCCGGGGUUCCCUGACGGUGUGGGCGGCUCCGAGCUGAUGGACAACAUGCGCAAGCAGUCUGAGCGAUUCGGCACGGAGAUCAUCACGGAAACGAUCUCGAAGCUGGACCUAUCUCAGCGGCCUUUCAAAAUGUGGACCGAGUGGAACGACGGUCCGGACAGUGAGCCCGCACACACGGCCGACGCUGUCAUCAUUGCUACGGGUGCCAAUGCCCGUCGCUUGGACCUGCCCGGCGAGGAGACGUACUGGCAGAACGGAAUCAGCGCUUGCGCCGUUUGCGAUGGUGCUGUGCCCAUCUUCCGGAACAAGCCGCUGUACGUGAUCGGUGGUGGAGACUCUGCCGCCGAGGAGGCCAUGUUCCUGGCCAAGUACGGCAGCAGCGUCACCGUGCUUGUCCGCCGCGACAAGCUCCGUGCCAGCAAGGCCAUGGCCAACCGCCUACUCGCCCACCCCAAGUGCACUGUCCGCUUUAACACUGUUGCCACCGAGGUCCUUGGCGAGCAAAAGCCUAAUGGCCUCAUGACCCACCUCCGCGUCAAGGACACCAACUCCGGCAACGAGGAAGUCGUCGACGCCAACGGUCUGUUCUACGCCGUCGGUCACGACCCUGCCAACGCCCUGGUCAAGGGCCAGGUCGACCUCGACGAGGACGGCUACAUCAUCACCAAGCCCGGUACUAGCUACACCAGCGUGCCCGGUGUAUUUGCCUGCGGUGACGUGCAGGACAAGCGGUACCGUCAGGCCAUCACCAGUGCCGGAUCUGGCUGUAUCGCCGCUCUCGAAGCCGAGAAGUUCGUUUCCGAAGCCGAAACCCCCGAAGACCAGCAGCCCGCUGCCUCCGUGGAGCGCUCCACCAUUCAACCCGCCGCGCAGGAAGUCAAUGGCGGAGUCACCAAAGACCCUAAGGGUGCUACCGCCGAGUACAAGACCAACCCGCUGCUUUAA